AUGCAGCUGGAUAGGUUCAUUCCCAAUCGCUCUGCAAUGGAUUUUGACUAUGCACAUUACAUGCUCAGUGGUGGCAAGGUUACAAAGGAACACGUUGGAAUAAAUUCUUCAUCUAAAGAAGCUUACUUGAAGCUGUUAGCACAGGUUUUCAACAUGAACAGAACGAGGAUCCUUACUUUUAAGAAUAAACCUCCACCUUCGGUUGAGAGAGUUUCUGAAUCUCCAUCACAUAUUCAACAAUCAAAAAUAGUUAAAAAGCAGAGAUACUUUCCCCAAUCUGCGGAGAGGACCCUAGAUGCUCCUGACAUCCUAGAGGAUUUUUAUCAUAAUUUGUUAGACUGGGGGAGCAAUAAUGUUAUUGCUAUUGGGUUAGGGAAUUUUGUAUAUCUGUGGGAUACUUCUAAUGGGUCGACUACUGAGCUUCUCACGGUUGGUGAUGAUUUUAGGAUGGUGACUAGUGUCAGCUGGUCACCAGAUGGAAGACACCUUGCAGUUGCCUUUGAAUAA
Molecule: messenger RNA, 507 nt
Organism: Capsicum annuum
Lineage: Eukaryota; Viridiplantae; Streptophyta; Magnoliopsida; Solanales; Solanaceae
Product: cell division cycle 20.1, cofactor of APC complex-like
Exons: 2
Coding region: 1-507 (168 amino acids)
Biological process (GO): positive regulation of ubiquitin protein ligase activity; positive regulation of anaphase-promoting complex-dependent catabolic process; anaphase-promoting complex-dependent catabolic process
Cellular component (GO): anaphase-promoting complex
Molecular function (GO): protein binding; anaphase-promoting complex binding; ubiquitin ligase activator activity
Source: RefSeq, a predicted model, not a curated record